Molecule: messenger RNA, 945 nt
Organism: Tuber aestivum (summer truffle)
Lineage: Eukaryota; Fungi; Ascomycota; Pezizomycetes; Pezizales; Tuberaceae
Source: the annotation of a GenBank genome assembly
AUGAAGGCAAAAGAGUGGAAAGCUAGAAGAGAUGGGAAAUGCAAGGGUGUGGGCAGCCACAGGAGUGGAAAUGGUUCCUUCGUUAGCGACGCGUGAGGAUGAGAGCGCAGCAAGGAUUUGGCGUUUCUUGCGAAAGCAGCCCCUUCUCCCGUCAGCGCGUCAAAAUUGCUUACUCAUCAAAGUAGGCUUGAAGCGAGAGAUGUCAAGCCGGUUGCUCCUUCCCCGUUGAAGCGACACGAGAGAAAGUCCCUGUAAUAUUCCUGGCAGGUUGAAACAAGUUGAAACUUCGUCCCUUAUUCGUCAUGUCAACUUCUCCUCGAGAACCACAGUUCGUCUUCCCUAAUUCGGCAAUUGAGUGAGACUGAUGAGGAGGUCAGGUUCCAUCACGCUGUCUUGAUAGAUACGACCCCUCUACCGGAUUCCGUCCCCAAGGUCGAGGAGGUGGGUGCAACAUCCGCCCCCCUCCUAUCGGCAUCAUACUUCAUCGGGGCAAGAUGCAAAGACUAUAACGAGGACUACAUGCUUUGCAAGCAUGAAGCUAAGGGAAGGGGGCCGGUUGAUUGCUUGAGGGAGGGGAGAAAGGUUACUAGAUGUGCUUCGUCCGUGUAAGUAUCAUUUAUCAGAGUCCGCCCGCACUCUGUUUAACCAAUUGGACGGUACGAUGUAGGCUUGAGGAUAUCAAUAAAUACUGUCUGAAGGAAUUCAGAGCGCAUUGGGAAUGUCUGGAUCAGGCAAACCACAAGCUUUUUUCAUGCAGGGCCGAAGAGAAGCCAUACAACAAGUGUGUCUUUGACAACUUGGUAAGUUUACUCUCCAUCUUUAUGAGCUGGAACGCCAGAAUGCUAAGCCUUCGUCCCAUAGAAACUCGAGAAAGUCAUUCCGGAUACUCCAAAGGGUGAGGUUCCUGUACAUCUCAAGGAGAGCCCGAUAUGGCGCCAUAAAUAG